Molecule: messenger RNA, 1012 nt
Organism: Leptosia nina
Lineage: Eukaryota; Metazoa; Arthropoda; Insecta; Lepidoptera; Pieridae
Source: the annotation of a GenBank genome assembly
CGCCGUGGUGUCUACCAACAACACUACAAACGCUGAAAUUUUGAGGGAAUUAAAGAACUUGAAAUCUGAAUUUAAUAGUUUCAAAUUGGAUCUUGAUACGGUGAAAAGGGACACUCACGAUACAGUGGAUGCGGUGCGGGAGUUAACGUUGAGUUGGACCAGUUUGGAAACGCGAAUAAAUCUCAUCGAAGAACGAAUGGGCGAACUGGAACUGAAAAUAACUAAAAUCUCCACCGACUGUGACAGUUCUAGAGAGGAAGUCGCUCUUCUCAAACAUAAUCAUAACCUGCAAGACCAGUUCUCGCGCUUGAACAAUGUUGAAAUUUUAGGAGUGCCAAGCAAAUCAGGCGAAAACCUACACAACAUAGUGAGCGACAUUUGUGCAGUGACGGGUUUUCGGCUUGAGCCCACCGACGUCGACACAGUUCAUCGAGUUAGACAAUUCGCAACUCACGACGGGCAGGCCCCCCGGCCCCCGGCCAUUGUGGUACGUUUUACCCGGCGCAGACGCAAGGACGAGUUGCUUGCAGCCGCCCGCGCGCGCCGCACGGUGACCACAGCCGAUAUCAAGCUAGCCGGCCCCCAGUCCAAAAUAUUUAUCAACGAGCACCUCACUCCAUCCAAUAAGCUGUUAUUAAAACGUGCCCGCGAGUUAAAAAGUGAACUGAAUUAUUCCUAUUUGUGGGAUAGAUAUGACACGGUAACGAGCGGUGAGACGGGAGCCGGGCCAUCGCGGGGCGGUGGUGUGCUGAUCGCGGUGGAGCGGGGGCUGCGCGUGCGCCGCCGCGACGAUUGGUGCUCGUCACAGUCGGCCGAGGAGCUUUGGCGAUGGACAUCCCGAUACGGGCGACUCCGUAAUAGUUUCGUCAACAAGCCACGAUCCCGUAUUACGAUCGCUUCCGCGUCCCUGCGCUCGUCCGCAUCAGACGGCGGAGAAGCCUUCUGCUCCACUGGCCCGGAACAUUCCGCGGCGCAAACUGACCCGCGCCUCUGCGUUACGAUGACGUGUUAG